AUGGACGAAAGGGCCGACAUGAUGUCGGCGUUCAUCGAAGCUGGGAGGUUGUCCGUUGGAGCUGCGUGGCUGGCCGCCGGGGCCGUAAUUUGCGCCCUUUUGUGCUUCUGGGCGGCGCCUUCUGCCGAGGCUGUACCGGAAUUGCUGGUGGUAUGUUUACGUUUUGCUGCGGCUUUUCGAGGAGCGGAAG
Molecule: messenger RNA, 190 nt
Organism: Xyrichtys novacula (pearly razorfish)
Lineage: Eukaryota; Metazoa; Chordata; Actinopteri; Labriformes; Labridae
Source: the annotation of a GenBank genome assembly